This is a messenger RNA of Caenorhabditis remanei, 873 nucleotides long. RefSeq lists its product as uncharacterized. Gene Ontology annotation, cellular component: cuticular extracellular matrix. NCBI's taxonomy places the organism in Eukaryota, Metazoa, Nematoda, Chromadorea, Rhabditida, Rhabditidae. The transcript has 2 exons. The record is from RefSeq and is a predicted model, not a curated record. Gene Ontology annotation, molecular function: structural constituent of collagen and cuticulin-based cuticle. The coding region runs from base 1 to 873 and encodes 290 amino acids.
AUGGGCUGGCUAACUGACUUCGUUGGGUACUCCUCUAUUCUCACUUCUGUACUUGUUAUCACCUGUACACUGGCAUACAUUCCUUAUAUGCUGAAUAGAAUGGACGCAAUUACGGAGGCUCUGAAAGUGCAUAAUGAUGAAUUCUUGGUACUGGAAGCAGAAGCCAGAAGUCAAUUAGGAGAGCUUCGAAGCGAUUAUCCAAGAAUCCGAAGAGCCACGUCAAACAACAGAAAGAGACAAGCUGGAGAAUGUCAAUGUGGCGGUGAGAACGUGUGUCCUGGAGGACCAAAAGGACAACCCGGACGUAACGGAGAAGAUGGAAACCCUGGACAGCCUGGAUCUCCAGGAGAACCCGGAUCCAACGGAAUCACUCCACCAUCUGAAUACGCAAAUGAGAAGUCGUGCCGUCAAUGCCCACCAGGACCACGCGGACAACCAGGAUACGGUGGACCACCAGGACCACCAGGACUUCCAGGACAACCGGGACACAAUGGAAACUCGGGAAGACCAGGAAACAAUGGGCCGAUGGGACAACAAGGAGAGUCAGGAAGAGAAGGACAACCAGGAAAAGCUGGAGGACCAGGAAGCCCGGGAAGAGAUGGAAUCCGAGGAUCCAAGGGAUCAACUGGGGAUAAGGGACCAAACGGACCACCCGGACAGAAUGGGCCGCCAGGAUGGGCUGGACGUGAUGGAAAUGUUGGACCACAAGGAAUUCCAGGACCACGCGGAGAGCCAGGAGGCCCCGGAACCGAUGGAUUCCCAGGAUUCUCUGGAAACCCUGGACCUGAUGGACAACCAGGAACUGACUCCGGAUACUGUAAAUGCCCAUCUCGUGGAGCAUUGGCUAGAGCUGCGUCAAGCAAGCGGAACUAA